Megalops cyprinoides (Indo-Pacific tarpon) is the source of this 1801-nucleotide messenger RNA. Its product is annotated as DCN1-like protein 2. Gene Ontology annotation, biological process: protein neddylation; positive regulation of ubiquitin-protein transferase activity. The record is from RefSeq and is a predicted model, not a curated record. Gene Ontology annotation, molecular function: ubiquitin-like protein binding; cullin family protein binding; ubiquitin conjugating enzyme binding. The transcript is spliced from 7 exons. Lineage: Eukaryota; Metazoa; Chordata; Actinopteri; Elopiformes; Megalopidae. Gene Ontology annotation, cellular component: ubiquitin ligase complex. The coding region runs from base 508 to 1233 and encodes 241 amino acids.
AAUCGAAUUGGGCAAGGUGAAGUACCUGGCUUGUCGCUGGCCUAUUUAAUUAUCCAAAACUACGCCUGAACACAGUCGUUAUUUAAUUCCGAAACAAAUCAAAGCUUUUUCCACCUCCUGGCUGUGAAGAGCUUUUCAUUUAAGACACGGGACAGGAUUAGGUUUAAAUUAGCCUAGCGGUACGCCUCUUUUGCGAUGCUGGUCUAGCCCUUGCUUUUAGGGUGCAUUUUCACUGAAUUCAGGUGUAAUUAAUUGUCCGUUCUUAGUUCCCCCUCUUGCAACAUACUGCACCACCACUUCGAUACAGAAGCACAAACGUUUCCCAUAAAACUGCAACUCCCGGCCCAAAUAACUCAAUCGCGCAUGCUCCUUCGCAGUCCACCGCAACACCGGGAGGCUGCUGCGCAGGCGCACAAGAGGCCACUGCCAAUCGAGUUGGUUAAACAGCGGGUGAUAAAAUGGUAGCACAAGCUGAGGUCUUCGCAGAAGGACAAGGUUCGCCAGUUCAUGUCCUUCACUCAGGCGGGGGAGAAGACCGCGCUACACUGCCUCACGCACAAUGACUGGAAACUAGAGGUGGCAACAGACAGCUAUUUCCAAAACCCAGAGCUCUACCAAAAAGACUCCAUGAAAAACACAGCGGACAGAAAGAAGCUGGAGCAGCUUUACAACCGUUAUAAAGAUCCCCAGGAUGAGAACAAGAUUGGGAUUGACGGCAUCCAGCAGUUCUGUGAUGAUCUGAACCUGGACCCAGCGAGUCUGAGUGUGCUGGUGGUGGCGUGGAAGUUUAGGGCCGCGACACAGUGCGAGUUCAGCAGGAAGGAGUUCCUGGACGGGAUGUCAGAGCUGGGGUGUGACAGCACUGAUAAGCUUAAAGCGCUCGUCCCCAGGCUGGAACAGGAGCUCAAAGACGCCACAAAGUUCAAAGACUUCUAUCAGUUCACCUUUAAUUUCGCCAAGAUUCCUGGACAGAAGGGUUUAGAUUUAGAGAUGGCCGUGGCCUACUGGAAUUUAGUACUAGCUGGAAGGUUCAAGUUCCUGGACCUCUGGAACAGAUUUCUAUUGGAACACCACAAACGCUCAAUUCCCAAAGACACGUGGAACCUACUUCUGGACUUCUGCAACAUGAUUGCCGAUGACAUGUCCAACUAUGAUGAGGAAGGGGCCUGGCCUGUCCUCAUAGAUGAUUUUGUGGAAUUUGCUCGGCCAAUCGUGACAGGGGGCAAGCGCUAAACUAUAUAAUCACCGCCUAGUGACUGGCUUUUAUCCCUUAUUUUGACUUGAUCAUUUUUUUAAAAAAAGAUAUAACAUAAAAAGAAAGCAAAAACACUUGAAGUUGUAAAACUUCUAUCAGUUGGCUGAGAGGGCGGGGCCAGAUGGACAACCAAUCAGAGCAGAGAAUUGGAAAAAAAAAUUUUCCUCCCCUUUUUGCCUGGAGCUGGCACAUGCACUACAGCUACUCUUUUCUGUUGCUGGGGGGCACUGAGGAGCCAGGCUACACCAUGGCAUCGGGUGGCACCUGGAGACACCUGACCCACCCCACCACCACCACCAGCCUCCAGUGGGGAUUCAAGAUGGGUGGGGUGCUGUGACUCCACCCUCACACAGGACAGCACUGGCAGCGCUUGUUUUAUUUUAGGUGUAAAAAGCUGGGCAUCAUCUGUUUUUUAUAGGGCUGAGUGUGUAUGUUUUUUUGUAUUGGAUGCUGUGUACAGGACAUACCCAUGCUCUCAUUUCGAGAAAAAGGAAGAUCCACUCAGGACUGGGCACCAGCAGAAACAAAACUUCUACAGCUGUAAUA